CAGCUCGGCACGGCUCCGCAGCCGGCGGGACGCGGCGGCGGCGGCGGCGGCGGCGGCGGCGGCGCUCGCGCUCCUUUGUGCUCGGUCGGCGGCCUCUCGGGUCCUCUCCGCGCGUCCUCUCGGCAGGCUAUCCCUAGCUCUCCGGUGACGGGCCAUGUCGACGGCAGGAACGGGCGCAGGCGUGGAGGCGGGCUUCUCCAGCGAGGAGCUGCUGUCGCUCCGCUUCCCGCUGCACCGCGCCUGCCGCGACGGGGACCUGGCCGCGCUCUGCUCGCUGUUGCAGCAGACGCCGCGCGCCCACCUGGCCGCCGAAGACUCCUUCUACGGCUGGACGCCGGUGCACUGGGCCGCGCACUUCGGCAAGCUGGAGUGCCUAAUCCAGUUGGUGAGAGCUGGGGCCACUUUGGACGUCUCCACUACACGCUAUGCACAGACCCCGGCCCACAUCGCGGCAUUUGGGGGACACCCCCAGUGUCUCAUCUGGUUGAUUCAAGCAGGAGCCAGCAUUAACAAACCGGACUGUGAGGGCGAGACCCCCAUUCACAAGGCGGCUCGCUCUGGGAGCCUGGACUGCGUCAGUGCCCUGGUGGCCAAUGGGGCUCACAUCGACCUGAGAAAUGCCAGUGGCCUGACGGCAGCAGACAUUGCUCAAACCCAGGGUUUCCAAGAGUGCACCCAGUUUCUCUUGAACCUGCAGAAUUGUCACCUGAGCCGUUUCUAUGAUAAUGGCACCAUAAAUGGGGGCCAUCAGAAUAUAUUCCCUAAUCACACUAGUGUUGGCGCAAAUCGCAAGAGAUGCUUGGAAGAUCCAGAGCCCUUUGGAGUAAAGAAGGCUAGAACUGAAGCUCAGAGUCUGGGUCCCUGCAUGCCGCUGGGGAACAGCGAUGUGGAAGAUGAAGCUGACAAAAUGCUGGUCGACAGAGAGUUUGCUGCUGUCACAGAUAUGAAAAACAGUAGCUCCAUGUCGGAUACACUGACAAAUGGAUGUGUCAUCAGUGGACAUUUGGACUUCCCCUCUGCGACACAGCUCAAUGCAACGGAGAGCCCGAAUGACCAGUGCUUAUCAGAAUCUAAUGGAAUUAGCAAUGGAUUAGUUCCAGGACGGCCUUUUCCAAGUAGCCAGGGUUCUGUUUGUGUUAACGGUACCGAGGAACCAGAAAAGACCAUGAGUGCUAACGCCGAGAUGUGCGGCUCUCUGCACCUGAAUGGGAGCCCCAGUAGCUGCGUAGCUAGUAGACCUUCCUGGGUGGAGGACAUUGAGGAGAAUCUGCACUACGGGCAUUACCAUGGGUUUGGGGACACUGCUGAAAGCAUCCCUGAGCUUCAUAGUGUGGUGGAGCAGCCCAGCUCCGUCAAAGGCAUAGAGAGACAUGGCAGUGCCAUCCUGGGGGCCAUGCACCUCUACCAUGGCUCGUAGAGAUGGAUGGCCUGGCUGGGUCUGGACACACUCCUCCCUCCUGUAGCCAACUCAGAAUACUCAUGUAGCAUCAAUUUGAGGGAAUGCCACAACUUGUACUACUUUUUUUAUACUUAAGCUUUCUGGAAAAGUAAGCUUUUAUUUGAAAAGUUCCUUGAGAGUCCUGUGGUAUGCACAAGUAGGGCUGUUCCUGCACAGGUGUUUCUUCUAUGAGAUGGCGAGCCUCUUUCCAAAUUCUUUUGGCUGCCAGCUUCAGUGUUCUCUUUAGAAUACCAUCACCACAAAAUGUCGUUUCUCCUUUUGUCAAGUAGAAUUGCAUCAGAUAAAGAUAAAUUAGAGGCAGUAAGCGAGGUGCCUGCAGAUUCAACUCCUUGCACGUAGUCAUUUUGAAAAGCUUGCUUUUACUUUGUCCUGUAGGCUUUAUGACAGAAGACAGCUAUCUCCCUAUGCAAAGUAUAGCCUUACAAAGAUUUCUUGACAAAAAGAACAUUUGUCUUUUUCAAAAUCUUUUCAUUGACACUUUGCAACUUGCUGUGCAGUGAAGUCUUAUCUCCCGGCCCACAUGAUGGUGUGGGGGUACAAGUGGCCCCUGGAAUGAUGUAGCUCCCCGCCCUGGGUUUCAUUGAAAACAUAUGCCACCUGGGACUGACUUCCAGCUUGUCGUGAUUUUAUUCCACAUUUCUUGCUUUGUCUCUACGGUUUUUACCACAGAUAAUGGUUUCCCUUAUAUGUAGUGGAAAUUACUACUUGUAGGAACUAUUGGGUCAGAAUAUUUAACUGACUAUUUUGACUUAUAUUUUCUUCUUUUCCUUGUUUUUGUUUUUUGGGGUUUUCUGCUUUAAAAUGUAUACCACUAUGUAUAUCCAGUCCACUGAGAGAAUUUUGGAUCUCUCUUAAUAAAACUGCACUAAGUUUAUGAUUUUAUAGAAAUUAGCUUUUGUUUAGGCAACUAGUGGUUACACUGUGCAAAUAUUGUAAUGAAUUUUUACUUUUCUGAUUUUUGUAAUAAAAAUUGGUGAAGAUAGAGAAAAUGUCAAAUGAACAAGCCAAUGUUCUGAGUGCUACUAACAUGUGUUUUUAAACUGUACUUUACAAAUUGAAUUAAAAAAGUCUCACACUCGA
Messenger RNA from Nyctereutes procyonoides (raccoon dog), 2539 nucleotides. It is a transcript of the gene ANKRD10, whose product is annotated as ankyrin repeat domain 10. Bases 155 to 1417 code for a protein of 420 amino acids. Lineage: Eukaryota; Metazoa; Chordata; Mammalia; Carnivora; Canidae. The transcript has 6 exons. Gene Ontology annotation, molecular function: protein binding. The record is from RefSeq and is a predicted model, not a curated record.